Molecule: messenger RNA, 928 nt
Organism: Ipomoea nil (Japanese morning glory)
Lineage: Eukaryota; Viridiplantae; Streptophyta; Magnoliopsida; Solanales; Convolvulaceae
Product: lectin-like
Exons: 3
Coding region: 110-838 (242 amino acids)
Source: RefSeq, a predicted model, not a curated record
UAUAUAAUGUGUUUAUUAUAAACUGUGAAGCUUGCUUUACGAAAUGGCGCCUAUAAAAAAGAAAAAUUGGGAGAGCUAGUGGGAUACUGGGAAAGAAGAGGAGAAAAAGAUGGGGUCAGGGUAUUCAACAGAUAUGGAAGAAAGCAGAAGAAGUAUGGGUGAUGAAGGAGGAAGGAAGAGCAACACAGAAGUGGAUGAUGAUGAUGAUGAUGAUGAUGAUGAUGGUUUCCCCCACAAUUAUGAGGCAAUUCUGAGAGACGCAGACGACUUUGUUGAUCGAUCCUCCAAAGAGAAGCUGUUUGAGCAGUUGUAUGCUGGAGUUUUCUUGGAUCAAAAGAAGAAAAAGUACUGGGUGGAUAGAAGGUGGAGAAAGAAUUGUUUCAUAUUGUUUGCCAGAGAUGUAUCUAUUACUUGGGGAGAAGACAAACGUUACUGGCAUUGGCCGAUGCACCAAGAAUCCAGUGAAAUCAGUGUUCCAGUGGCAGAACUGCUUAACGUUUGCUGGCUAGAAAUCCAUGGAAGAUUUGAUGUAUCUAAACUUUCGCCGGAAACAACAUAUGAGGUCAUAUUUGUAGUGAUGCUGAAAGAUCCGGCAUAUGGAUGGCAUAUUCCGGUGAACCUGAGGCUCAUUCUGCCGGACGGCAGCCGACAGGAGCGUAAAGAAAAUCUAAUGGAAAAGGCAAGAGGGAAAUGGAUAGAAAUCCAGGCAGGAGAGUUUGAUAUGCGGUCCAUGGCAAAGAAUGGAGAGAUUGAGUUCUCUAUUUACGAAUAUGAAGGUAGUAUUUGGAAGAGGGGUUUAGUCAUUAAAAAUGUUGUUAUCAGGGCAAAGGCGGCUUAAGAUCGCUACUCUAUUGUGUAGCCUUGGUUCCUUAUGGAUAUGAAUACUAAUAUAAUAUGUCAAAAAUAAAGAAAGUUACCAUUAUAUUUA